CACGCAUCCCCGGAUUUCCACUUAGUUUGGGACCCAUCUUCAAGACCCAUCUCUUGAUGCAUGUCAGAAAGCAAAGGAAGGUGCAUGCUCUCUCUAGGAGCUUCUAUUCGAAAAGACCCCGCGCGAGCCACCCGCGUACAAAUGACAGCAUCUCCCCCGACCACCUCAUCCAUCUAUCCUCCACGUUCCAUGUUCCACUGCAUACAAUAAUAUAAAAUUCAUCUCAUCGCCAAGCAACAACUAUCACCACAAACACACCAACAAUGCUCAAACAAACCACCCACCUCCUCAGAACAACCCCACCCAUCACGAAAUACCCAAUCCACCAUCUACGAAAUUUACAAACAACAACACCUCGAACAAUGUCCCUCCUGCCACACCACCCUCGUCCCGUCCCCUCUCUCCUCCGUGCCUUCACAGACCUAGAUAACUACCUCACUACAUCCACCGCUACAGAUUCUCUAUUCGCAAACUCCCCGCGCUUUGACCUCCGCGAAACCAAAGACGCAUAUAUCCUAGAUGGCGACCUGCCUGGCGUCAAGAAAGAAGACGUCACGAUCGAGUUCACUGACCCCAGCACAAUGAAUGUCAGGGGUCGCAGUGUGCGCAGCACGGAGGGUGAGGAUGGGAACUGGUGGUUCUCCGAGCGCACGAUGGGGGAGUUCCGUCGCUCGUUUAGUUUCCCGGCCAAGGUGGAUCGGGAGCAUGUGGAUGCGAAGUUGACGGAUGGUGUGUUGUCGAUUCAGGUGCCAAAGGUUGGGGGAGAGGUGGAGGAGGAGAGGAAGGUGAUUGAUAUUAAGUAGGGCCUACUACAUUCCUUGGGGUUAUGGGGUUUGAUGCGUGUAUGAUAGGGGUUUGAUUGUGCUUUAAUGUUAGUUGCGUGUGAAGGAAGGAAGAUAUUAGGGGUAUUUGUUUUAGCUAUUCAUUGGAAGGCUGGCUGAUUUCCAACAGUGAGAAUGGACAUUAUGCAUGUUAGCGCUAUAUAUAUCAAUAAAAAUUU
Aspergillus eucalypticola CBS 122712 is the source of this 1000-nucleotide messenger RNA. Its product is annotated as Hsp20/alpha crystallin family protein. Gene Ontology annotation, biological process: protein folding; response to heat; response to hydrogen peroxide. NCBI's taxonomy places the organism in Eukaryota, Fungi, Ascomycota, Eurotiomycetes, Eurotiales, Aspergillaceae. The transcript has a single exon. The coding region runs from base 363 to 803 and encodes 146 amino acids. The record is from RefSeq and is a predicted model, not a curated record.